CGUUUCCCACCUUCCUUUCCUCUCACCACAAAAGGAGAAAAGAAGGUGGUCGCCGCCUGACUUUGCUAGAAGCAAUGAAGGAAGGAUACGAGAGGCAAAAGAGGCUGAGUGUCACAGAAUGUUGAUGACUUAUAUAGAGCGAGGUCCCACAAACGGACCCGUCGCGAAAGAGAAAUCCCGAUCUUCCUACAACAUUCCAUGUGCCAGUUCUCCUCCAGCCUAAAAGAAAUGCCGUCAACGCUGGCAAUGCAACGUGGGAUUUACAAGGGCAUAAGCAAUGGAGCGCCUGCGCUUCUCCUGGUGGUCUUGAUUAGCAGCAUCCUCGUCUCAGUCGCCGCGGCCGGCGGUGGGAAGAGGCUCGUUCCGCGCAACGGACGUAUCUGGCAGAGAGACGCCGGUUGCAACCACGAAAAGAUCUGUCUCACACCGCAACCCGACUACGAAACUCCCAAUGGCAAUGUCACGCGGGUCGUCCUUGCGCCUUGCAGCGGCAACAAACGAAACCGUUGGGCCUUCAAAGCCAUAAAAGAUGGUGUUUGGCACAUUCGAAACACCCAGUGUCCGCAGGGCAACGAACGUCUUUGUGAAUGCAUUGCCCCGGACCUGAACAACAACAACGGAAGCGCAGUAGGAGCUCCUCUCCUUCAAUAUAACUGCUUAGACGCCGCGGCUUACUUCCCGGACGACAUUGCCUUUCGAUUCAUUCAUGUCGGCCAACAUCACGGAAAGACCAAAGGAUGGAAAAUUCAGCAUAUCAGGUCGGGAUCGUAUGUAUCGCUUUUGGCGGAAGAGGAAGACGAAAGUGAGGGAAAAAAGCAGGAACAGCGGGAUGAGAAAGAGGACAGAGUUUACCCCCUGGUCAACUUGCAAGCGCAACCCCAUGUUUGGAGGAUCGUAAUAAUACAUAACAUGCAGCCCCCCGCUAAAAGCUGGCGCACUGCGACGAAAUCAGUCACCGCAUGUGAAUGUUCAAUAGGCGUACCGGACAACAUGGAGUGAUGAGAUCGGACAGCAUAUGUGUCUGCUGUAUCAAUGGACAAAUGUAGUUAGUGUUGGAAGUUGUGCUGAGAUCCAAGCUUCCCAUUUACAAGUUCCCAUCAUCGGCGACGCCUCAGGCAGAGGUACAAUGAUGUGGAUGGCAGAUAACCACCAUGGAAAAUGGGAUGGGGUGAAAUCUAG
Fimicolochytrium jonesii is the source of this 1179-nucleotide messenger RNA. RefSeq lists its product as uncharacterized. NCBI's taxonomy places the organism in Eukaryota, Fungi, Chytridiomycota, Chytridiomycetes, Spizellomycetales, Powellomycetaceae. The transcript has 5 exons. The record is from RefSeq and is a predicted model, not a curated record. The annotation marks the transcript as partial.